Molecule: messenger RNA, 2296 nt
Organism: Haliotis rufescens (red abalone)
Lineage: Eukaryota; Metazoa; Mollusca; Gastropoda; Lepetellida; Haliotidae
Exons: 9
Coding region: 80-2104 (674 amino acids)
Biological process (GO): signal transduction
Molecular function (GO): protein binding
Source: RefSeq, a predicted model, not a curated record
AUCAGUGACAAUUUACGUUACUAUUCCUGAUUUAUAACCACAGUAUAGGGAGUGCAGGGCAUGUGGACCUUGAUUCAAAAUGGCGGACAUCCAGGGAAAGAUUUUCUUCGUAUACACCCACGAGGGUAAUGAAGAUUCGCCGCCAUCUUGCACAGAAAAGUAUGACGAGGAGAAAGGUUUGGAUGAAAAUUUCAGCGAAGUAUUUGGAGUUCUGACUGGUGAUGGGUACCACUGGUGCCAUGACAACCUCGGCGAUGGCGCGGCUGCAGACGACUAUGAGAAUUUGCAAUGUCGUCUGGAGGUUUGGGACGUGCAGACGCGAAACACGAGACUGGAAGAGUUGGACCUCUCGGCAGACGACAUCCUCAGCAGCGACAUCUAUGAAGUGCGAUCAAAGCCUCUCGUCUUGCACGAUGGCGUCACAAUAAACGUCCCAGUAAAUAUACCCAAGAGCUACGUCCCUCCUGGAGAAAUGUACGACUUCUACCUGAAGGUCAUUGAAAACGGGGAAUGGGUUUUCGUUCCUGCUGUUUACAAGCACGGGUGUGCGCGUGCGCAUCUUGACAGCCUACAGUUGCUGACAGUGGUGGCCAGGCUUAAACCAGAGCGGACAAUAAUCACACCAGAGGGCGUGGAAUUUGUGUCAGACAAAGACCCGGAUGUUAAAAUUGAAUUCCCCAAAGGAGCCGUGGAAGAGGAUGCGGAGUUCCGGUUUGUGACGGAAACGGUUGACCCAACAAGGUCAUCCGAAUACCGGAACUACAACCCAAACACAUUUCAAAGCAUUAUGGGAUUCUCAACAACCGUCAACAUCGAACACAACCUUAAAGGAGAGCUGCAGACAGGGGCUAAGGUGACACUACCCAUUCACGAAUGUAACGACGACGACGGCGGCGGUGAUGGAGACGUGGUCUUCCUCCGGUGGCAUGAUGGUAAAGUGGACAUCGUAGACGACGUUCCUACCAAGGAAGAAGGAUGCUACAGCAUCAAUGUGAAAGGGUUCUCUGCAUACAGUGCUGUGCGAGUGAGAUCAGCGUCGGUGUCAAGGUCGGAAAUUCUGACGGCGGCCCGGUUCUUGUCGGGGAGGGAAAACCUGUGCACCCUUCUCUGCUUCAUCAACAACAAAGGCCUCGCCGGCUUGCCAGUGCUGCUGGUCGACGUAGUUGAGUCGUGUCGAGCUGAUGUCGUGGCGGAGGAACACAAACGUGCCGGGCUUGAGGAGAUCAGCAUGAGUCGGUCACGUGACAUCCCUGUAGCCGACAGGGAGAGGAUCCGGAUCGAACUGAGUGGAGAUAUUACAUACGCGCCCGGUAUCCCAAGACAAGCGUACGCACUGGUGUUCGUUAAAGCUGCCAAGAAAAACCACGUUACCUUUCCAAUGAAAGUCAAAGUGUCAUCAACACCUUUCAGCAUCAUUACGUUUAUUGGUAACAGAUCACAGUGGACGCACAGGGUACACUUCAACGUUAAUCGUGGAACAAAGAGUUCCAAGAAUCUGCUCAGUCAGCCUCGGCAAAGGUCAGGGUCAGCCCUGUCUCGCUCUGGCUCAGCACUGCCUCGUUCUGGCUCAAGCCAGUCUCGUUCAGGCUCUGCAACGGGGUCGGUUCAGUCCGAAGGCAAGAGACGACCGGCCAAUACAAUGGUAGGUAGGCCGGAUGUUCCGGACAGACGUCAGCGGUUGGUCAGCUGUAGCAGUGUAUCAUCCGCUGAAACGGCUUCGAUGAUGUCAUCUCUAGCUUCACUGUCGUCAAUUUCCGAAGAUGGAGUGUUCGAAGAGAAAAGGCACCCAGCUCUGUGCGAGAAGAGCCUUCUGGUUCUAAGUGAGCAGCUGCCUUGGUCUGAGUGGCAGAAGACGGCCAUUGAACUCGGGAUGACCUUGACCCAAGUGGAGAGAAUCUCAGAAGAGGCCAGUGGACGUCACAUCAGCCCUGCCUUCAGAAUGUUUCACAAGUGGAUAGCUACCAACAGCGGCAAAUCCGACUGUGACCUCAUCAAUGACCUCGCUUGUGCCUUUCGCGAGUUCUCCCGAAACGAUCUGGCGGAUGUUUUAAUUGCGGCUGAAAAAGAUCGACUACCGCUUAGGAGAAGGGACUUCCAUAACUGAGAUCCUGCAUCCACCAUAUCAGAAGCCACAAGAUUUACCAAGACACCUUAUACAAUGGCGGAUACAUACUACCUCCAUUCGUGACCAACUCGUGUUAUUCCGGGACAAGCCGAAGAGCGACUCGUGCCCCUCUCAUGGCCAUUUUUGCGACCGGGUUCCGUCUUAGCGCAAACGGGCAUACCUAAAACAAUU